UAAUUUAUUUGGAGUUUUAACCAUCCUUGGAUCUCAAGGAUAAUGGAAGCAUCUCAAGCUUGGUUGCAUUUUGCUAUAUACAGUGGAAUUAUUUUAUGUUUAACAUUACAUGACUAUGGUUGUUGCAGGUGAUGGCACUAUUGAGUGGCUUUGUUGGUGUUUACACUGAGCUGAUCAUUAAAAAGCGACCUUCAAGGAAUAUCAAUGUGCAGAAUUUCUGGUUGUAUAUCUUUGGCAUGAUUUUCAAUGUUGGAGCUAUGCUUACAUGGGAUCAUGACGAUAUUAUGAACAAGGGAUUUUUCCAUGGUUAUUCACUCAUCACAGUAUGCAUGAUUAUCAACCAUGCUCUUAGUGGGAUUGCAGUAUCUAUGGUAAUGAAAUAUGCAGAUAAUAUUGUCAAGGUUUACUCCACUUCCGUUGCAAUGCUUCUUACAACAUUUAUAUCAAUGAUUCUUUUUAGGUUUCACUUGACUCUUCCUUUUGUCCUUGGUUCAAUGGUUGUGUCUGUAUCAGUUUAUUUGCAUUCUAAGGGAAAGGCACCAAGGUAAUAUCCAACUGUUGAGUGAAGUCAAGGGAUAAACAUUUUCGAGAGUUAGCAAAAUGAUUUUUCUUUAAGGUUAUCUUGCUAGUGAGGGUAACUCUUAAUUCGGAACUGCUCUGGAUGGAGUUCCAAUAUCAUAAUGUACCAAAGAAGUUGAGCUUUGUUCCUUUUUUAUUCCAGGAUGGUGUACCCAUUUAGCAUUUUAGAUAUUACUUUGUUAUUUAAGUCACAUUUAAAGAAACAAAAGGAUUCCAACCUACCCUGAGCAGACGAGGUUCAUAGUCAUUGAGUUGAUAUUUAUAUCAAAUAUGGCUAAUUGACGAGAGUCUUAAAAUUAUUUGGGCCCUGUACAUGUAAUUUACUUAAUAUUAUCUGAUUCAAUUUACUUGUU
Messenger RNA from Cryptomeria japonica (Japanese cedar), 932 nucleotides. RefSeq names its product CMP-sialic acid transporter 2. Gene Ontology annotation, cellular component: Golgi membrane. The record is from RefSeq and is a predicted model, not a curated record. The transcript has 6 exons. Lineage: Eukaryota; Viridiplantae; Streptophyta; Pinopsida; Cupressales; Cupressaceae. Gene Ontology annotation, biological process: pyrimidine nucleotide-sugar transmembrane transport. The coding region runs from base 132 to 548 and encodes 138 amino acids. Gene Ontology annotation, molecular function: pyrimidine nucleotide-sugar transmembrane transporter activity.